AUGCGACUGACUCCAAUCUAUGUGCGCGGCCGUCGUAAAAGGCAUACCGAUGACGAGGAUGCUCCCAAGCCCAUCGCGAGCGGACCGCGAGGCGGCCGGCCGUUACUUUCACCACAGGCCAAGCUCACUUCCUCGCAGAUUCGGAGCCACAAGCGCGCGCGACUGCUGACUGCUAACUCGACCAAGUCGCGCAAGAAGAAGAAGAAGCAAUCGCGACUGGAAUCUCUUCCAAAUGAACUCAUCGAGCAUAUUUUCCUGUACUCGUUGAAUGUGAACUUUGCGCGUGCGUCACCUGUCCUGGCUGCGGCUGUUUCUACGGAGCGCAUCUAUCGUACUCUGAUUCUGCUAGCAUUUUGGGACGACAGCGCGGAAGCGUCUGUGUCUUGCAACCGGGAAUCCAAGGAUGCAAUUGCCAAGAUCCUUCGUCCGUUGCAUUACACGCCACUCAGUCCUGCGCAGCGAAAAGAUCUGCAGACGGCUAUCCUUCACUGUAGAUGGUGUACUGUGCAGCGUAUACUAGACCAGCUUCCGAAGCUGAUGAAACUGGUCAUUCGACGACAGUGGUUCGGUGCAGGAAUCAGCAUGACCGAUGAUCAUGAAGGAACACUAAAGCGCGUCCUCAAGCAGAAAGACCAUGCAAGAGUGUUUGAAGGGUUCGAGGCCAGCACAACCUCUGACACGUCAACGCCCACACCCACGAACAACUACACCCUUACCAUCAAACCUCUCGUGUCUGUUACCAUCACCAACCACUCCAACGGCCAGGAAACCACUCAUCCCUUUCUCAGCCCGCUGGUUAUUCCUGACAAAUAUCUUCGGGGCAGCGCAGCCAGCAACUCUGCAUCGUCUUCUCCGGCUAGCAGCUCCGUCGCCUCAGAAGACGGCUUCUCGCAAGCCUUGAUUACCUACCUGGAAGUGAACCGACUUGCACUAGGAUGCAGCAUCGAUACCCUUCCCCUGACCCCUCUGCAACACCCGCUCGCCCUCUCUCGCCCCGCUUUGCAGCAAGGCAUCCAUACCGCCCUCAUUGCAAACAACCUUCCCGCACUCCUCACCCUCCUCAAACUAGACGAAUACUACUUCCGUGUCACCGAACAACAGCACAUUACAGCGCAAGAUCAGGAUCCGGACCAGAGUCCGGUUCUUCCCUAUACGCUCCCAGCCAAACACUUCCGCACUGCAAUGCACUUUGCCCCACGCAGUCCGGAAUUCUUCCAAGCACUGGUGCGAGCGAGCGCUGAGUCUGUCCCCGCCGACGACGCCGACAUCACCUAUUGGGCGAUGCACCUCCAAGACCCCUUCGGCCAAUGGCUGUUGAGGUUGAUGGAGCUGAUGCCCGAGCAGACGGCGGCGGCGAAGCUCAAUCCGGUCCAGAACUCGGUGUUCUGGAUGGGGCGGGCGAAUGCGGAUAGGAGGGAGCUGGCGAGCCUGUAUUUGCGGGAUGUCCUGGGAGGAGUGGAGAGGCUGGACAGUUGGAUGGGCGAGGUGCAUCUCCAGCUCUCACCGCCAUCAUCUUCCUGA
Messenger RNA from Aspergillus saccharolyticus JOP 1030-1, 1521 nucleotides. RefSeq lists its product as uncharacterized. The coding region runs from base 1 to 1521 and encodes 506 amino acids. The transcript has a single exon. The record is from RefSeq and is a predicted model, not a curated record. Lineage: Eukaryota; Fungi; Ascomycota; Eurotiomycetes; Eurotiales; Aspergillaceae.